AUGGCUUCUGCAGUUGCUACCGGUGUUCCGCGCCAGAACCCCGCCCUUCGGCGAACCAUGACAUCUACCACCGCGGACACCGAUGUCUCGUCGCCUUCUACUGCUAUCGGGUCUCCAAUCGACUCUCCUCGGCCCUCCGCAUCUUCUACCUCCCUCUCCUCCAUGUCCUCUCUCGAACCUAACAGCGCUCUUCAUGGGAAGCUCAUUGACACAUACGGCAACGAUUUCGAGAUCCCCGACUACACCAUUAAGGAUAUCCACGACGCUAUCCCCAAGCACUGCUUUGAGCGAUCUGCUGUCAAGGGCUUCUAUUAUGUCUUCCGAGACAUCGCCCAGUUGGCCAUCACUUUCUACCUAUUUCACACCUAUGUGACCCCAGAGAAUGUACCGAAUGCCCCGGCUCGUUUUGCCUUGUGGGGUUUGUAUACCUUUCUCCAGGGUCUUUCUGGAACCGGUAUCUGGGUAUUGGCACACGAAUGCGGCCACCAGUCCUUCAGCCCUUCCAAAGUUCUGAAUGACACUGUUGGUUGGGUACUACACUCUUCUCUAUUGGUCCCGUAUUUCAGCUGGAAGAUCUCGCAUGGCAAGCAUCACAAGGCAACUGGCCACAUCGAGCGCGACAUGGUCUUCGUUCCUAAGACCCGCGAAGAGAAGGCCAGCCGCCUGGGCAAGCUCGUUCACGAACUCGCUGAGCUCGGCGAGGAGACGCCUAUUGUGACCCUUCUUACCCUUGCUGGUCAACAGCUUAUCGGGUGGCCCAACUACCUUCUUAGCAACGUCACGGGGCACAACUUCCACGAGCGCCAGAGAGAGGGACGUGGCAAGGGCAAGAGCAACGGCUUCUUCGGUGGUGUCAAUCACUUUAACCCAUCCAGCCCCCUUUUCGAGGCCAAGGAUGCGAAACUGAUCGUCCUAAGUGACGUGGGCUUGGCUAUCACCACUUCAGUCCUGGUCCUGCUCGGCAAUAAAUUUGGUUGGGGAAACCUUUUCGUGUGGUAUUUCCUACCGUACUUUUGGGUCAACCACUGGUUAGUUGCCAUCACUUUCCUCCAGCAUACCGACCCGUCUCUGCCUCAUUAUAAGCCUGAGUCAUGGAACUAUGUCCGUGGCGCUGCUGCGACAAUCGACCGCGAGUUCGGAUUCAUCGGUCGCACAUUGAUGCACGGCAUCAUCGAAACACACGUCCUUCACCACUACGUCUCCACUAUCCCAUUUUACAAUGCCGACGAGGCUAGUGAAUCAAUCCAGAAGGUAAUGGGUCGCCACUACCGGUCGGAUACCAGGGGUGGUUCGCUUGGCUUUAUCAAGGCCAUGUGGCGCAGUGCCAGGAUGUGCCAGUGGGUUGAGCCUAGUGAGGGCGCCAAGGGUGAAGGAAAAGGUGUCCUAUUCUUCAGGAACUCGAAUGGCUUGGGCACAAAACCGAUGAAGAUGAGCCCCCCUCAGAAAGAGAUGAAGAUCGGCACAGAGGAGUAA
This is a messenger RNA of Daldinia childiae, 1473 nucleotides long. Its product is annotated as Delta(12) fatty acid desaturase. NCBI's taxonomy places the organism in Eukaryota, Fungi, Ascomycota, Sordariomycetes, Xylariales, Hypoxylaceae. Gene Ontology annotation, molecular function: oxidoreductase activity. The transcript has 2 exons. Gene Ontology annotation, biological process: lipid metabolic process. The record is from RefSeq and is a predicted model, not a curated record. The coding region runs from base 1 to 1473 and encodes 490 amino acids.